This is a messenger RNA of Capronia epimyces CBS 606.96, 696 nucleotides long. RefSeq lists its product as uncharacterized. Lineage: Eukaryota; Fungi; Ascomycota; Eurotiomycetes; Chaetothyriales; Herpotrichiellaceae. Bases 1 to 696 code for a protein of 231 amino acids. The transcript has a single exon. The record is from RefSeq and is a predicted model, not a curated record.
AUGGCACCCAUCCAAAUCAUCGAUAAGUUCGCCAGUGUUGAUUCCUUUAGCAUCCCCGACCGAGUGCUCCGGACUCGUGAUAUGACGUCGAAGUCACUCACCACAGCAAUCCUUGUCCUUGCCAUCAUUUCGGUCGUCUUUUUCCUGAGUGUGUUGUUUGUGCUGGCCAGAAUCUGGAAACAAAUGGUGGCUAGGAAGCUCGCAUCUCGAGCAGCCGAGGCUGUGGGGGCAGUGGUCGAGCGAAAGACCAGUGAUUGGGCCCGAAAGAAUAGCAACGUCCUCUGGUCCAUGUAUAUUCAGGAGGACGAUCUAAAGACUCAGUUCUCGUUGCCUCCAAAGUCAAGACUGUUCUCCAUCGGCUCUGCCUCCUCCGACAACGAGCACGACCACGGCAUAUGUCCACUGGACCGACACACCUCUGACGCGGAUGAGACGAACAAGAACAAGACGAAAAGUGAGGAGUCAGUUGACAACAACGCACCACGCAGCCGCAUUCCAUAUCCGCAAGAGACGACUCCAACCAAGAAUCUUUCUCGAACACGCGCCCGGUCACAGCCGUGCCACCACAGGCCGAGCGACAGCCUAGAGCAUGUAGCCAAGCGCAAACAAAGUAUGGCUGAGCAAGAACCCAGGAGUAUGAGAAUGGUUGUGGAAGGUCCGGUGCAGGGGACGGUCAUGGGGCAGAGGCGGACUUGA